Molecule: messenger RNA, 1206 nt
Organism: Parnassius mnemosyne (clouded apollo)
Lineage: Eukaryota; Metazoa; Arthropoda; Insecta; Lepidoptera; Papilionidae
Source: the annotation of a GenBank genome assembly
AUGGCUUCCAAGGUCCUUGUGCCGACUGCGCCCUUCGCUAAGUUGCAAGUGAAGAAAUCUCCUCCCGAUACGACAAGCAGCGGCUUCAUCAUCAGCGGCAACGAUGCCGUGGCGAGGGUGGCGCACUUGGAGCACAGCGUUCGGUUCCUACAAGAGCAGCACCGCUUGAUGCUGAGCGGCCUCCAUGCCGAAAUCGAGGCUCUCCGAGAGAGAAAUAGAGACUUACAGUUCCAAUUGAUUUUCAACAAAGACUCAGCACAGAAGACUAGUGCUUCCGCUGGCGAAGAAGCUUCCGAGAACAAUGAGGAGGCGCAGUUGCGGCGCGAGGUGGCGCGGCUGGAGCGCGAGGCGGCGGCGGCGCGGGUCGAGGUGCGCGCGGCCGAGGCGCGGGCGCUGCAGCUACAGCGGCAGCUAGACGCGCAGGCUGAGAAGCUGAGAGCGCUGGAGGCGCGGCAGGUGGACAGCGAGGCGGGCGGCGCGGGCGCGGGCGCGGAGAGCCGCGGCGAGCUGCGCGCGCGGCUGGCGGACGCCGAGCGCCUCGUGCGGCGCCUGCGCGGCGACGCCGAGCGCCAGCGCAGAGAGGUACUGGCGCCGGCCGGCGGCUCGCGCGACGCCCGCGACGCGGGGGGCGCGGUCACGAACCUCUUGUUCGACGGCGCCGCCGCCAGCCACGCACACUUGCAGUGCAUGAAGAACUCAUUACAUGCAAGUUUGCGAGCAAGUGGCCUGGACAGCUACGGUUACCAGAACACCUACCAUUUUCCACCUGUACAAGACUUUUGGGGCGAGCAUAUCAGAGAUGAUGUUACACGAGGAGCUCGCCGGCGGCCGCUGGCACUUCCCGAGCUGGCGCCACACCGCGCCACCGUCUACGCCAACACCCACGCACGUGGCCGAGGGUACAGUAAUGAGAAGAGUAAAAAGCCGCCCGUCACUAAUGGAGACACGUCUAGCUCCAAAACACAAGAAGAACCACAAGACGGGCCCCGAUUAAAAGAACUAAGCAUUGAAAAUUUAUCGAAAACGAACGAUAAAUCGCGAGUGGACUCUAUGAUCACAUAUCCAGAGUUGAAAAUUGUUGUAACAAAAAUAAUACCACAUGGAAAGGGUGAGAAUACACUGAGGUUUUGUAUUUAUUUUAAUCAUUUCUCACGACAUCUGUGGGAGGUAAUUAGGCAAUUCUUCCUUUUUGCUUUUUCUUCAUAA